Siniperca chuatsi (mandarin fish) is the source of this 1109-nucleotide messenger RNA. Its product is annotated as DNA ligase 1-like. The transcript has 5 exons. Bases 255 to 1109 code for a protein of 284 amino acids. The record is from RefSeq and is a predicted model, not a curated record. Lineage: Eukaryota; Metazoa; Chordata; Actinopteri; Centrarchiformes; Sinipercidae.
AACACUGACAUCAUAAUGAACAUCUUGGUUGUCUCCUGCUCCUGUAGAAAACCUCAUUUACAUUUAACAACCUGAGCUGAGUACUACCUCUCUGUCUUUGGUGAAAACAAACUCUCAACAAUUGCAAAAUACAACUUCAGUAACUACAACAACAACUAUAUCAGAAAGUACCACAACUCUGAAACUACAAUACAGUUUCAAGUUGAACUCCAACUGUGAAGUACGACUACUAUAUUUACAGCCAAUAUCUUGACAUGGACAGAAGAUCCGGCUCAAGAAACCGGGCAUUUUGGCCAAUGCAGUUUGGUGCUGCAUUAUACGGCCCAAUCAGGCCGGCUGCGGUGCAGCUGCAGCACUCCGAGCAGCUUCCUAACUCAGUUGUGCAGGGACUCAGAGAUGCCUUGUACUCUGCCAUCACUGAGAUAAAGUCUCUCAAGGAGGAAAACAAAGCUCUGAAGGAGCAGAUUGGCCUGCUGGGAAACAGGCAGGUGGAGGUGAGCCAGCUCCAAGAGGAGCUCAAACAAAAAGAUGACCUCCUCAAAAGGGUCACCAAAAAAAGGCGGGCUAGAACAAGAGCCCACAUGGAGACCCUGGGCCUGCUGUCUCAGAUGGAGAAGGAGCUGAAGAGGAGCGAAGAGCAGUGGAAGAGCACAUGUGAUGCUCUGGAGGCGAGCCUCGUGUCCAAGAACAACCAGCUGCAGAAGCUCACUUUCAACACAAAGGAGCAGGAGCAGUCUGAGAAAAAAGAUAGAAAGGAACAGGAGGAGAAGAAAAUGAAAGAGGAGGAGGAGGAGGAGAAAAAUGAGAAGAAGAGAAAGGAAGAAAAAGAAAAGAUGGAAAAUGUGGAGAAAGAAAAGGCAAAGAAAGAGAGGAAAGAACAGAUGGAAAAGGUCAGACAUCAGCCCAACAUCCUUCCUCCUGAAACCCCUACCCCUACCCUCCACCCCUACCUACCUUACCCACUCCCCCUUCCUACCCCCUUCUCCUCCUACCCCUUCCCCACCCCCUUCUACCCCUUCUACCCCUUCUCCCCUUCCCCUCCUACCUCACCCCCUCUUAUCCCUUCCUCCCCAAACCUCCACCCCUCCCCACCCAACCCUUCUUUGUGA